This is a messenger RNA of Panicum virgatum (switchgrass), 1398 nucleotides long. Its product is annotated as cell differentiation protein rcd1-like. The record is from RefSeq and is a predicted model, not a curated record. The transcript has 6 exons. Gene Ontology annotation, biological process: mRNA catabolic process; negative regulation of translation. Bases 911 to 1303 code for a protein of 130 amino acids. Gene Ontology annotation, cellular component: CCR4-NOT core complex; CCR4-NOT complex; P-body. NCBI's taxonomy places the organism in Eukaryota, Viridiplantae, Streptophyta, Magnoliopsida, Poales, Poaceae.
CCCACGCGCCUCCCACCCCGCGCGUACGGGGGUUCCUCUCUGCCGACCCCGCCGCCAUCCCCCGUGCUCCCACGCCCAGAUCGCCGCCGCACCGCUGCGGCGCUGCGCCACCUCGGGAGGACGGAAGGACGCCGCCGCGCCGCCUCGGGUCGACAACGCCGUCCCGCCGCGGUCGGGUCGACAACGCCGCUCGUCCCUGCACUACCGUCGCUCGAGCCAAGCACUUUGACAACGCCGGCCUUCCCCGCUUGAUCCCCAGCGCUCCGCCUUCGCCGUCCGCCGUCUGCGAGCGCUUCUCUCACCGGCUGCAGGCCGUCCCGCGCUCGCGGGGGUCUUUGUCCCCGGCCGCGCGCCCGACUCGCGAACGCAGGAGCAAGAAGAAGCUCAAAACCAGCGCCGCCACUUCCGGAACCAUCGGCGGCCGAGGAUGACGCUGACGACUUCCUUCCAGCUAGGCUGUGGCGGUGAGAAGAGGCCGGUGGCACUUGGAUUUGAAGAGGAACGAAUCGAGCAGCACUGUUGCUUGGCUGAGAGGAGCAAAGGUGAGUGAGGAAGAGAGGGAGACUGCUCGAUGGUGGAUGUGCAGAGGAAGAUAGGAGAGAUUAGCGACGAGACAAACAGACAGAGAUUGAAGGAACAAAUUGCUACUGGUGUUUGGAUUGGAGGUGCUCGAUUAACUUGCUGCAUCUCGGUGGAAGUGACUGAAGAGAGAGGAAAGGGAUUGGUGCUUGGAUUGAGCUGCAGGCUACUGAUCGAGGGAAGGGCCCUCAGCUCACACACACACAGGCACACUGGUGGUGGAAGAAGAAGAGAUGAAGAGAAGCAAAGGAAGACACGAAGUGUUGCUGCUUAAUCUUGUGAGCUGCAGCUGCUCUCCUCUUUAUAGACACACUUGGUCAAGAGAAGGGAGAUGUUUCCAGAUUUGGCUCCACUGAUGUGGCACUCUUUUGGCACAAUGAUUGUGCUGCUACAGGAAAUGGUGUCAUUCUACCCUGCACUUUCACCCCCUACGUUAUCUGCAAGUGUAUCGAACAGAGCCUGCAACGUUCUUGCACUUCUUCAGUCUGUUGCUUCACACCCUGAGACCAGGAUCCCCUUCUUAAAAGGAACACAACACGCUUCUUUAUUGCUGGGUACAGAAUGUGGCAACUGUGAAAAAAACAGCCUGCAACCUCUAUCAAAUCCAUUUUCAAGAGGGAGGGGCCUCCUUUCAGAAAGCAGGAGAAAUAGAGUAAUAGAUCUCAUCUCCCAUGCAUGCUUGUACCUGCGAUUAGCUUUGUACGGUGAUGGACCUUACUGUUAGCGCGCCCCACCUAGCCAAUCCGACCAUUAAAACCCAGGUGUUAUAGUGGGAGGGGUGGGGGCUUUUAUCCAUAGUCUAUCAUUCCUCCUACGGCG